AUGUCUCACGUCAUCACUGCCAUAGGCCACUCGGUUCUAGGUGCCACUGAAAACGGCGCCAUCUCAGAAGUUCUCAAGUCCAGUCCUGUGGUUGUGUCGUCAUUUAAGCUCUUAUCGAGAGAUAAAGCUACCGAUUUCUUUGUCGACAUCCAUGCCAACACCGACAUUGUGGAGCUGCGAAACAAACUGAAGACUGCCGUACCCAAUGUUGAUCUCAUUUUACAAGAAAACACCGACUUUAGAAAGGAGAAGGGGCUGAUUGUCUUCGAUAUGGAUUCCACCUUGAUCCAGCAGGAGGUGAUUGAAAUGAUUGCAGCACAGGCCAAUGUCGAGGACAAGGUUGCCGAGAUCACCACCAGGGCAAUGAACGGUGAGUUGGAUUUCAAACAGUCUUUGAGUGAACGCGUUGCACUAUUAAAAGGCAUCCACUCACAAACCUUGUGGGAUGAUUUGAAGCCGCAACUGUCCUUCACCCCCGGUGUUCGUGAGUUAUGCAAGUUUAUGAAAUCAAAGGGCUGUAAAUUGGCCGUGUGUUCUGGCGGAUUCUUACCGCUAGCCGAAUAUGUCAAGGAAGAGCUCGGAUUGGAUUACGCUUUUGCUAAUUUGUUGAAAACAGAGAUUGUUGGUGAUGUAGAAAUCCUAAGUGGUGAAACCAUUGGUGAUAUCGUCGAUGGUGAACGUAAAAGAGAUUUGCUUGUGAGACUUGCAGCUGAAAAUGGCGUUGAUUUACGUAAUACCGUGGCGGUUGGAGAUGGUGCAAACGAUCUCUUGAUGAUGGAGAAGUCGGGUUUUGGUGUUGCCUGGAACGCAAAGCCAACUGUCCAGUUGAAAGCUCCUGCUUGUUUGAACUCCAAGAGUUUGAAAGAUGUAUUGUACAUGUUUGGCUAUUCGGAUAUAGAUAUUAAUUAG
Molecule: messenger RNA, 909 nt
Organism: Pichia kudriavzevii
Lineage: Eukaryota; Fungi; Ascomycota; Pichiomycetes; Pichiales; Pichiaceae
Exons: 1
Coding region: 1-909 (302 amino acids)
Biological process (GO): dephosphorylation; L-serine biosynthetic process
Cellular component (GO): cytoplasm
Molecular function (GO): magnesium ion binding; L-phosphoserine phosphatase activity
Source: RefSeq, a predicted model, not a curated record